UGCUGUCAUUCUUUGAUUGUGCGACGAGUACUAAAUUCAUUGUUUUUGUAAAAAAAAUCCGUCUGAAAAUGCCCUGAUCAUCAAAUCCCCAUAAAAUAAAAUACAACAUCAUGUCUUGUUUAAAUGAACCAGUGCUCAAUAUAAUAGUUGUGGGUUUUCACCAUAAAAAAGGCUGCCAGGUGGAGCACUGUUACCCUGAGUUGGUCCCUGGCCGGCCCACUGAGCUGCCCUCGGCAUGGCGGCAUCUUCCAGCAUUGGCAUUGCCUGACGGUUCUCAUAAUUACCUAUCUGACACUAUAUUUUUCCACCUACCAGGGCUAACUGAGCCAGCCCAUACUGUAUAUGCAAUAUCCUGUUUCCGGCAAAUCCCAAUAGAGCAAGUGGUACAAAAAACGGAGGACAUGACCAGAAGUUCAGUUCAAAAGAGUGUCUGUGUUGUGUGCCAAUCCCCCCUGUUUGGGAGGCUGGCAGUGAAGAUGGAGCUGGUAGUGAGAGCAUGGUUCCUGCAGGGAGACUUCUCACAGACCAAGCUGCUGGAGGAUGCAUACAAACACCUCAACAGCUGCCCUGUUCAGAUUGAUCAAACACUAGAAGGUUUAUCAGUCCUCCGGCUAGUGGAGUCGUGGCGACACAAGGCGCUGCUGUUGUUCAAGCUGGUGCUGCUGCGACGGCGCGUGCUGGUGUACGGCGCGCCGGCCGGGCCGCUGUCGGCCGCGCUGCUCACGCUGGUGUCGCUGCUGCCGCGCUGCCUGGAGCACGGGCUGGGCAAGGCCGCCAAUGUCGUAUUGUCCAGGCCAUUAUCUCCCAUCCCUAUGGCCCCAGAUAACAAGUCGGAGGACAUUGUUGACACCGCAACCGACAUCGUGAACGAGCUGUAUGUUAACGGUUCCACUCAAAUAGUUGACGAACUUACGCCUAAAGAAUCAGAAAAUUUAAUGGAAGAAAAGGAUAGAGUUAGCCGGCAGAGCUUUGAUGAGACGCUACUAGCAGAUGUUGACAGACAAGACCUAGCUAGCAGAGACAAAUGCCACAGCGUUGGAGAAAAGUACAAAACUCAAAAACCGCUAGUUGAAGCCCAGCAAAGCCCAACUAUGGCUAGAGAUAUGAGCGUAGAUGGCUUGUACAACUUAACAAAUCAGAUUGACCAAGCUGAAUGUGGGCUUCCAUUAUCACUUUUCGAGGAUGGUUACCUCUGUUUACCGUACUUAUCUUUACAGUACUUAGACCUUUUGUCAGAUGCAGCCGUACAGGGUUUCGUAGUGGGUGCAUCUAAUGUUUUAUUUAAGCAGAAACGUCAGUUGUUCGAUGUGCUCGUAGAGCUGAAUGAGAUGAGGAUAGAAACAGGGGAUUUGUUGCUGCGAAGACAGCUGGCGCUCGGGACGGAAGACCUGAGGUUUGCUGACCACGUGGUGCGGCACGGCGCUUCGCAGGGCGACGCGUGGAUACGAGACCAAUUUGCCAGCUACUUAAUUUAUCUUUUAAGGACAUCUUUACUGCCAGAAGGUAGUCGGGAAAUCGACCCGUACAAUGCUCAAUUCAUGUCGGCGUUCAAAGCCACGCCGGCGUACCAGCAGUGGCUGAAGACGACCAACAACGGUGACAUCGAGGCCUUCGCCAACCUCGCGCCGAUCCAUCCGUUCGCCGGACAAUUAUCCGUGGCUGAUAUGAAGUUGAAAAUCGCACACACUAUGUCUACGAGCGAGGGCGGGCGGAAGGUGACGGCGGCGGUGGCGAGCACGGGGCGCGCCGUGGCCACCACGUCGCGGGCCGUCGGCGGCGCGCUGUCGCAGGCGCGCGGCGCGCUGUCGGGCUGGUGGAGCUCGCUCACCGCGCCGCCACCGCCCCACGCCGACGCCGACGCCGACGCCGACCCGGAGCUCACCGAGCACGCCGACCCCGCCCGAGACAACAGGAGAGACGAGCGCGCCGACACGCCCGACCCUCCCGACAAAUCUAUAGAGGAGACCUCCACCGCCCUCAAUAAAAUACAGGUCGUAUAAUCGGACGCGUUUGUACACGUCGUGAUUGUCGCUUCGUAGUAUUCUAGAUAUCGAAAUUAGGUAUAUUGUAAAUUACAUCCUUGUAGUAUGUUCCUUGUAGCGGUAUAUCCGGUCGUCGAGUUGUAGCUAUGGUGGGCCAUUAGAUUUUUUUACAGUGAUAAUGUGUUUAUUUAUAUUCAAGGAGAUUAAUAGAAGAUAGAACCGUAAGCAGACUAUUUGAUCGAAGAAAUAAACGGGCAGCUUUUUAUAGAAUCUAGGUUAUCACUAAUUACGCUUUCAUUAAAUGAAAUGCUUUUAUUAUCUGUAAUUGUUUUUAAAUAAUGUAUAAUUUUAAACGAAUUUUACGGUUUAAACUCAUGUGUUUCUCACUCGCGUGGACGUGCGUGAUAGUAUGUAUGUCUCAUGACAGUUUAAAUUCGAUUAGUGUAUAAUUUCGUCAGGUGACAACCAAAACUCACUGAUUACUAAAACAUAAACAAACAAAAAUCUACCUUAUCUGGGUACAAUUAUGGUUCACUAUGGCAAUGAACUUAUGGUAAUUAGUGAGUUUUGUUUGCCACCUGACGAUUUAUUCAAAACUAUAUGUAUCCGUUUCUUGUUGUGUGUAAUCAUAUUUUUUCGCUCGAAUAGCUGCUUUCCUUGUAAGCGCAAUGUGAUUUUCAAAUUUAUGUACGCACGAAAAUUAUUACACAUUGAAUUUUAUCUCGUGAAAAAGUUCAAAGAAAAACUCAAUCAGUAAUUAUUAAAUUAUAGGCUUAAAAUAUUUAUCGAUUUGUAUUCAA
Molecule: messenger RNA, 2782 nt
Organism: Cydia strobilella
Lineage: Eukaryota; Metazoa; Arthropoda; Insecta; Lepidoptera; Tortricidae
Product: late secretory pathway protein AVL9 homolog
Exons: 7
Coding region: 111-2000 (629 amino acids)
Cellular component (GO): cytoplasm
Source: RefSeq, a predicted model, not a curated record